AUGCUCCCCUCCAGCUUACCUUCAUCAACCCUCCCCAAGGUAUUCUUCGACCUACGGAUCGGGGAGGAGGAUGUGGGUCGUGUCGUCAUCGGGCUCUUUGGCAAGACGGUGCCCAAGACGGUGGAGAACUUCAUGGCAUUGGCCACUGGAGAGAAAGGAUUCGGCUUCAAGAGCAGCAAGUUCCACCGUGUGAUCAAGGAUUUCAUGAUCCAGGGAGGAGACUUCACCCGUGGAGAUGGCACUGGAGGAAAAAGUAUCUACGGGGACCGCUUCCCCGAUGAGAACUUCAAGCUGAAGCAUUACGGCCCCGGCUGGGUGAGCAUGGCCAACGCCGGCAAGGACACCAACGGUUCCCAGUUCUUCAUCACCACGGUGAAGACGCCGUGGCUGGACGGCAAACACGUGGUGUUUGGCAAAGUGCUGGAGGGCAUGGACGUGGUGAGGAAGGUGGAGAACACUAAGACAGACAGCCGGGACAAACCCCUGAAGGACGUUGUCAUCGCCGACUGCGGCACCAUCGAGGUGGAGAAGCCAUUCGCCAUCGCCAAAGAGUAAUCCACCCUCCGGGCUCUGCGACACGGCGCGGGGCCCUGCGAU
This is a messenger RNA of Charadrius vociferus (killdeer), 597 nucleotides long. It is a transcript of the gene PPIB, whose product is annotated as peptidylprolyl isomerase B (cyclophilin B). The record is from RefSeq and is a predicted model, not a curated record. Gene Ontology annotation, molecular function: peptidyl-prolyl cis-trans isomerase activity. Gene Ontology annotation, biological process: protein peptidyl-prolyl isomerization; protein folding. The coding region runs from base 1 to 555 and encodes 184 amino acids. The transcript has 4 exons. Gene Ontology annotation, cellular component: intracellular membrane-bounded organelle. Lineage: Eukaryota; Metazoa; Chordata; Aves; Charadriiformes; Charadriidae.